AUGUCACAAUCAGAACAGCGCAUCCUAGAUACUCACAUCCACCUCUGGCCCUCAACAGCAACUUCUUCUUCGGACCAUGGCUGGAUGACACCCGACAACGCCCUCGCUAAGCGUCACGGCAUUUCAGACUACCUCUCCAUCACAUCACCCCCACCGUCUGGCUUCAUAUACGUAGAAACUGAUCGAUAUCUGCCUUCCGCGUCCCCUUCUGACAUUCCAACGUCAUUCUUCUCCAGCACACCCACAGCCGAAGCCAAAGAAGCCGUAAAGGCCAAACUCUCGGAAUGGGCCAAACAGCCACUCGAGGAAAUCAAAUUCUUGCGCCGCAUCGCCGAAGCGCAGCCCGACCCCGGCGACGGCUUUAGUGAAGCAGAAGCACAGAAAAUGAAGGGAUGCGUCAUCUACGGUCCUCUGCAUCUUGCUCCACCCGUAUUCACGACGUACCUCGAACUCGCGGAAGAAACUGCGGGGCCCGUGCUCUGGAGCAAGGUCGUGGGAUUCCGGUACUUGCUCCAAGGAAAGGGCGAGGGCGUUGUUGCUAGCAUGUUGAGCGAGAACGAGGAUGGAUGGAUUAGCAAUCUGGCGGCUUUGAGGCGGGGAAGAGACGGGAAAGGGUGGUGCUUUGAUGUUGGCGUCGAUGUGCAUCGAUAUGGGUAUUCGGCGAUGGAUGCGGUGGGGAAGUUGAUUAGAAGAGUAAGAGAGGUUGAAGAAAGUGAAGGUGUGGGAAAGGGGAGAGGAGUUAGAUUUGUGAUUAACCACCUCGCCAAACACCCCCUCUCCGUCUCCUCCCCCACUCCUUCCCCCCACUGGCUCUCCGCCCUCUCCGCCCUCACCCCAGACCCCCAACUCUCCAUCAAACUCUCGGGCGCCCUAAACGAAUUCAAAGACGCCCCCACCCCCGCUGAUCUCCCCACCCUCCUCACCGCGCUAUCCCCCUUUCUCGACCACGCCCUCGCCUGUUUCCCCCACAGAGCCAUGUUCGGCAGUGAUUGGCCCGUGUGCAAUGUGGGGGGUCCGAGUGGCGAAGCGGGUAAUUGGGGCCUCUGGAGGGAUCUGCUGGGCUUGUGGAUGCAGGAGAAGGGGUUGGGUGAGAGGGAGAGGGAGAGCGUGUGGUGGAGGGCGGGGUGUGAGGUUUAUGGUGUGGAGAUUUAG
Exserohilum turcica Et28A is the source of this 1152-nucleotide messenger RNA. RefSeq lists its product as uncharacterized. The record is from RefSeq and is a predicted model, not a curated record. The transcript is spliced from 2 exons. Gene Ontology annotation, molecular function: hydrolase activity. The coding region runs from base 1 to 1152 and encodes 383 amino acids. NCBI's taxonomy places the organism in Eukaryota, Fungi, Ascomycota, Dothideomycetes, Pleosporales, Pleosporaceae.